Molecule: messenger RNA, 1232 nt
Organism: Emericellopsis atlantica
Lineage: Eukaryota; Fungi; Ascomycota; Sordariomycetes; Hypocreales; Bionectriaceae
Product: Alpha/Beta hydrolase protein
Exons: 1
Coding region: 165-1232 (355 amino acids)
Molecular function (GO): hydrolase activity
Source: RefSeq, a predicted model, not a curated record
CUUGCGACCUGAUCGUUGGGAAGAGCCUUGGCUACCCAGCCUUGGUGACGUUCCUUUUACAUUCUCUUGACGUAACAUACUGCAGGUAUUGUAGGUAUAUACGACGAAACAGAUCGACAUUUAUCAGGGUUAUGUGGUAAUGUUACAAAGACAACAAUCUCGCAAUGCCAUCGCUUCUGUGUCUGCCUUUGCUCGCCCUGGCGUACGUGACCCCCAGACACAGGCAGGACGAGGCUUGGUCAUAUCGACAAGCACUCGCAAACUCAGCCCUCAAGGCCGGUCUCAAAAACUAUACUGCUCUGCGCACGCGGUGGCGACUGUCCUUGAACCCACGUCGAGAGGCGGACCGGUUUACUUUGAUUGACCCAGCCAGCCCAGAGCUCUACAAAGAUAUCCUGGCGGACAAGUACAUCCAGCCUGAGACGAUAGGAGCGACGUGGUACCCUGAGCCACUUCUGCCCCAGGGAGUAUCGAAAGACAAAUAUGUUGUCUUGCACUUCCAUGGAGGAUCAUAUGUCCUCGGCGACGGUCGCACGUCUUCAUGCGGGUUUAUCGCCGACAACUUCCUUCAAAACAUGGCGACGAGCCAUGUGCUUUGUCCUCAGCACCGACUAGCCUACAGACCAGAAGGGCGCUUCCCAGCCCAGCUUCAAGAUGCUGUAACGGCUUACAAGUAUCUAAUCGAUCAAAUGCAAAUUCAUCCAUCCCAAAUCGUUCUCAGCGGCGAUAGCUCUGGGGGCCAUCUCGCCCUGGACCUCUUGCGCUACAUCGUCGACUUCAACAACGUUUCUGUCCUUCCGGCGCCGAAAAGCAGUCUUCUUUGGUCACCAUGGGGCGAUGUCCCUGCUGCCAGAAAUCGCAACGAAUGGAGACAGAACAAAAACUACAAAACCGAUUAUGUUCCACCAUCAUUCCCGGCAUGGGGCGCAACGCAAUUUCUGAAAGGCUUGGAAAUAACGGAUGAGGUUGAGAAAUAUGUGGCUCCGAUGUGGCAUCCGUUCAAUCUACCUGCACCUGUCUUAGUUGUGACGGGGCAGAAAGAAGUACUGUUUGAAGAUCACAAGAGACUCGCCGGAGAUUUCAAGAAAUUUGCCGGCAAUGGAGAUAAGGUGGAGCUACUCUCCAUUGACAAUGUUCCGCAUGACGUUUUGAUGAUUGGAUGGAUCAUGGGCUUUAGGAAAGAGGUAUCAGAAAGCACCACUGCAGCUGGAGAGUUCAUCAACGCCAACUAG